Messenger RNA from Hylaeus volcanicus, 4650 nucleotides. RefSeq names its product TBC1 domain family member 9 (gene Tbc1d8-9). The record is from RefSeq and is a predicted model, not a curated record. Gene Ontology annotation, molecular function: calcium ion binding. NCBI's taxonomy places the organism in Eukaryota, Metazoa, Arthropoda, Insecta, Hymenoptera, Colletidae. The transcript is spliced from 19 exons. Bases 303 to 3710 code for a protein of 1135 amino acids.
GGCCUCUCCCAAUAGAAUUAUAUCUUCAGUGAUAAUCGGAGUCGAAGGUCGUAAAAAAACAUUUCUAGACAGUAGGCAAACUAUAGUAACAUUUUCAUUUGAACGUAUGGCGAAAUUGUCAGGAUCACGUAUUGCAACACAUACCGACGACAAACUAUUCGUAGUGAAGUUCGUGUUGGUGUUUAUCUUUGGCAAGUAUUUUUUUUCUGCUGGAGAAUCAGCGAAUUUUGCGACUGCCUUGGAUAAAGCCUGUUUGAAUUUGUAUCGUUGGUGCCAUAUGUGCUGGAACAACGUUGAUCAAUAUGUGGGUGAAGCCACAAGAGGUUCUACUGGCAAAUGCUUUCUGGAUAACAGAACAAGCAACUGUAUACUUUGUUUUACAACGCCGUAAAGGGCAUGGAAAAACAAGGAGUCUUAGUUCUAUAUUGGUGGGAACUAUGGAUAGUGUUUUUGACACUAAACCCCCACCUUUUAGAAUACUUCACCAAACACCAUCGUCAGAAGUUUAUUGGGAAAUUGCAUGUUCCUUAACACGUGAAGAAAUCUUGAAAGAUUGGGAAUGGCUUCACUCCAAUCUGAUGGAUACUUUAACAUCAUUUGACACAGAAGAAGAAAUAACCGAAUUUGUUUGUUGCAAGAUACAAUCAAUUAUUGCAAACAGUAUUCCAGAUUGUCAAUUUGCAGAUGAAGAAGAUCCAGAAUCAUUUAAAACUGUAUCUUUCAAAUUUCAUCAACUUUUUAACAUACCAAAAGAGGAUAAAUUAGUCAAUUAUUAUUCUUGCAGUUAUUGGAAAUCUCGUUUACCUAGGCAAGGAUGGUUGUACUUAUCAGUACACCAUAUGUGUUUUUAUGCUUAUAUUCUGGCCAAAGAAACAAAAUUAAUGGUUAGAUGGGCAGAUAUUACGGAAUUGAGUAAAACCAAUUCCAUUUUAUUUCCUGACAGUAUACAUGUUGUAACAAGAGAUAAUAAAGAGCAUUAUUUUUCAAUGUUUCUUCAUAAAUCUGAGACAUAUUCAUUGAUGGAACAACUUACAAAUAUUGCUAUGAAAAGGCUUAUAGAUGAGAAAAGUGGAUUUAAUGAGGAUAGAGAACUCUUAAAUAAAUUAAGUAAAAAUGUACCUAAAAAACCAUCUUUCUUAAAAAGAGAUCUUGAUGCACGAGCACACUCUGAAGCUUACAGAUUACAAUUCAGAUUACCGGGAAGUGAAAAGUUGGAUGGUAGCAUUGAUGUCACUCUAUGGACACCGUACAAUAAAAAAUAUGUGUGGGGAAAAAUAUUUUUGUCUCAAAAUUACCUUUGUUUCGCAAGCAGAGUAAAUGGAUUGGUAAGUUUAGUUAUACCUUUGAGGGAAGUAAAACUCAUAGAACCUGCUGAAAAUCAAUCCAGUACAGGAAUAGACAAAUCCAUCUUAGUAACAACAGCGCGAUCGUCGUUUUUAUUUGCUCAGAUGCACGACAGAGAUUUUGUAGUUCAAAAGAUAUCUGAACUAUUAGGAAAAUCUAAACUAUCAAUUUUGAGUACAGAUAGCGUGUAUACCCACAACUCAUUGCUUCAAAGUGACAGUAGCAAUGAAACUAAAUCUGUUAAUCACUGGAAAUCUCAGCCGCCGUUAAUGACUUUAUUUAAAGCUCCGUUAAGUAACGAAGCAGCGCUAAAACAAGAGGCCAAAGAGAAGCAAUGGGAAUUACACUUUGCAGAAUAUGGAAGAGGUAUCACAAUGUACAGAACAACAGAGACAGCAAAGCUUAUAAUACAGGGUAUACCACAGACACUCAGGGGAGAAGUUUGGCUUACAUUUUCUGGUGCUUUAAACGAAAUGGUAAUGAAUCCUGGUCUUUAUAAAACAUUAGUUGACCAAGCAUUGGGUAAAUCUUGUCAAGCAAAUGAAGAAAUAGAAAGAGAUUUACAUAGAUCGCUACCAGAACAUCCGGCAUUUCAAUCCGAUACCGGUAUCAGCGCGUUACGAAGAGUCCUUUCCGCGUACGCUUGGAAAAAUCCACAAAUUGGUUAUUGUCAGGCCAUGAAUAUAGUAGCUUCGGUUCUAUUAAUCUAUUGCUCAGAAGAAUCUGCCUUCUGGCAGUUAUGUAAUGUCUGCGAAUCGUUGCUACCCGAUUAUUACGACAGAAGAGUAGUGGGUGCUCUCGUUGAUCAAGGUCUUUUAGAAGAGCUAGCUGCUGAAUACUUACCAACCUUGCAUGCUAGAUUACAGGAACUUGGUCUUAUUAAAGUUAUAUCACUUUCAUGGUUCUUAACAAUAUUUUUAAGCGUUAUGCCAACUAGUAGCGCGGUGAACAUAAUGGAUUGCUUUUUCUACGAUGGAGCAAAAGUAAUUUUCCAGAUAGCAUUAACAGUACUGGAAUGGAAUCAAGAUAAAUUGCUAAAUUGUCGCGACGAUGGCGAAGCAAUGCAGUUGUUAACAGAUUACCUCGGAGGUGUAUUCAAUGAUGAAGGACCUGUACUCCCUAGGCCAGUUGACAGUGCUACUCCUAACAGAAGUAUUUCCGUUCAAACUUUAAUAUACGAAGCAUAUUCACGGUACGGCACGUUGACCAUUGGCGGAAUAGAAAGGCUUCGUUUAAAGCACAGACUUAGAGUAGUUCAGAGUCUUGAAGAUGGUAUUGAAAAGAACGUAAUUAGAAGUGUAAUCGUAGACAAAUACAUGACAAUUGAAGAAUUACAGGAUUUGCUGAGUUUAGUGAGGGAGGAAUUAAUGAGUCAACGGAGAUCUGAACCUGAUCGCUAUGAUCCGACACAGCCGCCAUAUGAGGCGUAUAAAGUAGACUUCGAAUUAUUUAGAAUAUUAUUCGGUGGUUUAUCUCCAUGGGGCAAAUGUAGUCAAGCGGAAUCUCUUUCUGCCCGACUAUUUCGUUUAAUGGAUCGUAAUCGUGAUGGUUUGCUAAACUUUCGGGAAUUAGUGCAAGCCCUUGGAAUGACAGCAACCGCCGACUUAACACAGAGAUUGAAACUUCUGUAUACUUUACAUCUACCGCCAUUACUUACACCUGUUGAUUUUGAAUCGCCAGUACAUUCUGAUGGAGCAGAAGUAGCAGCAGAAGCUACAGAUUUCUUUGACAGUAUGGAACAAAGCGUUGCUUCCUUAGAAAUGCCAAUUAGCGUUGCAGAGGAACCUACCGUAGGUACUUUGUCUCGAUCGACAAGUUUAAACAGUCAGCAAGGCGAUCAAUCAUGGGAAAUUCAAAGUAUGGGCAGUUUGCGUUCUAUGAUAGCAUCUAAAGACAGUCCGCUGGAUCUUAAGACUGUACCAAAAAUGUCCCAAGGACACUUCAUAUCACUAUGGAAAACUCUUUAUGACAUGUUCCCUGCACAGCCGGAAGAGCAAGAAACUUACCAUUGUAUAGCUUCAAUAGGAACUCUUUUACUUCAAUUAGGCGACGUCGGUAAAAAAUUUUACGUUGACCGCGAUGAAUCUGAGGAUAGCCUACUUUUAGCCGCUACCGCAGCUCAGCAAACAUCUUCAGUUGUUGAACGAUCGCCCGAUCGAAAUGGAAACCCGUCAAGCGUAGCUUCAUCCACUGAUCCUGAUUGGUCAAUAAGCGUGGAACAGUUCCUGGCAUCUGCCUUAACAGGUCAAGCGAUUGUAGAUUUUUUUAGUAAGAGAGCAAACCUUACCGAAGCGAUUGCAACCUUGAAAAAUCGUCGAUUUAAUCGUGUUCAUUCCUUAUCGGACACUCCCGUGUUAAAUGUAUGAUACGCGGACUCAACUGUGUAUAAAAAUAGUGUAAGAUAUACAUAAAAUUUAUAAAGUGAUAGAUUGCCUUGGAUAAUUGACCAGCGAUUUCAUUUCCUAAGAAAAUUUUUACAUUCAUUACUAAUCGGAUGAACAGACCUUAGUUUGAACUAUAGGUUGGUAACGUGAAAUACUUUUUAUAAUGAAAUAAUAAUUAAAAUAAAUCGAAAAAAUGAUACUUAAUUUUCCGAUACAAAAAUUCAAGUAAUCUGUAAAUUUCACAAAAUAUCACUCUUAUAUCUCCCAUUUAUACUAGAAUGACAUUCUGUAUUGAAAACGUCCAAUUCUAUAAGCUUACAAUAUUCCCCUUUAGUAAGCGUUUCUAUAUCGAUACCGUAUAUAUGCCGAUUUAUCAUGUUGACAGAACCUAUUGUGAUUAAGAGGUACAUGUUUUUCCAAAAAUACCAAUAAUCUUGGACUAUAUGUAAACUCAUUGGCCUACUACUGCAGUCAUGUAUUCAUUAAAAUUGGAAAAAAUGAAUGAUACAAUAGCAUAUACUCAGGGUGAAUACUUCAAAUGCAGUUCCAUUACCGUUUAAGAUUAUUCGUGCGAGAAAAACAAGUUUCCAACAGUUGACACUAAUAUAUAUGACGAAAAUAUUUUUUAAAACUAAAUUGUCAAAUAUUUAUAAUAUAAUAUAAUUUCCUAACUAUAACAUGACAUAUGCACAAAAUUAUAUUCUUUCAGUUAAUAGGCAUAUGUUUGUCUCGUAUAUUUGAGUAAAUUUAAGCAGUAUAACUUUCAUUAAAAAAUAAUGAAAGUAUUUAAAAUUCGUUAAAAUUAAUGACAUGUUAUAUAAAUUGCUUUAGCUGUCAGCAGUUAUGGUAAUAAAAUUCAUGUACAACCAAGCAGGAUUUUUAAACGAUAUUAUAAUAAAUCGAGAUUCUAUUUAUACUAUCA